AUGUACAGCAUGCGCGUGGAUGAUGGAAAAGAAGAAAAAACAAAGAAGCCAGCAGACAGCAGCUCUUUGAACAAAAAAAUACUCUCUAUGCAGAUAGACAAGAAGGAGACGCAGAAACACAUAGUCGAGUAUUUUUCUGAAUACGGAUACCACAGGGCUUUCUGCAGCUUCAAAAAAGAACUCGAUCUAGACGCACAGCCCGCCCCUUUGCUCCUGGAGCGAGAUGAAAUUCGCAAUUUUUCAAAUGAGGGCAGUUUUUUGCAGAUUAUAGAAACGGUCAAAAACGCGAUACCCUGCAUAUUUUUGGACCACCCCAACCUCAUUUUCUCUCUUUUGGAGCAGGACAUCCUUGAAGACCUGUACAUCCGCGUGGGCUCAGAGAGCUCUGCGCUGCACAGAGUUGAAAAAGAGCUCACGCCGAUUGUGCUGGAAAACUCUGCGCUCACUCAGAGUCUCGAGAAUUUGGUGUCGUCCAUUGUGUUCUCGCAGUCUUCGCAGGAGGCCGUGGUGGCAAACAGAGAGGCAGUGUUUAUGCAGAUAAACAAAGCAAUGCUUUUGCACCUAGACUACAUCAUGAAAGACUCCAUAAAACUGCUCCUUGACGAUGUGGAGACCGUCUCAAAACAGCCCGAGAUUCAGACAAUAAUAAAAAGUUGUGCAACCCUUGAAAGGGCCAUAAAGUCCCUGUGCAGGAGCUGA
Nematocida minor is the source of this 699-nucleotide messenger RNA. RefSeq names its product glucose-induced degradation protein 8. The coding region runs from base 1 to 699 and encodes 232 amino acids. NCBI's taxonomy places the organism in Eukaryota, Fungi, Microsporidia. The record is from RefSeq and is a predicted model, not a curated record. Gene Ontology annotation, molecular function: protein binding. The transcript has a single exon.